Messenger RNA from Fusarium vanettenii 77-13-4, 336 nucleotides. RefSeq lists its product as uncharacterized. The record is from RefSeq and is a predicted model, not a curated record. Gene Ontology annotation, cellular component: mitochondrion. Gene Ontology annotation, molecular function: thiosulfate-cyanide sulfurtransferase activity. NCBI's taxonomy places the organism in Eukaryota, Fungi, Ascomycota, Sordariomycetes, Hypocreales, Nectriaceae. The transcript has a single exon. The annotation marks the transcript as partial.
GUGAUAUUAGACGUCCGUGAACCCCGCGAACUCUUCGAGACGGGUAAGAUCCCCGGCGCCAUCAACAUCCCCAUCUCGAGCGCCGUCCAGAGCUUCCACAUCGCCGAAGAGGACUUUGAGGAGCUCUACGGCUUUGAGCGGCCCCCUAAGGACGCCGAGCUGCUCUUCUACUGCAAGGCUGGUGUGCGCGCGAGGGCUGCCGCCGGGCUGGCCAAGCACGCUGGCUGGGAGCACGUCGGCGAGUAUCCCGGUAGCUGGCUGGAUUGGGAGGCACAAAACGGACCGGUUGAGAAGAUUGACAGCAAGGAGGACGGCUUUUUGGACGGUUCUCAAUAA